UAAGUCUUUAUUUAUUUUUCCCUCAUAUAAAUAAAUAAACAAACAAACACAAAAACAAAUAGACAAACAGAAAAACAGACAGACAGACAAACAAACAAACAAACACACACACAAACGAACAAACAAACAGAAAAACCAACAAACAAACACACAAACAAACACAUAUAAUUGCUUUUUCAAUUAAUUAAUGUAAUUAAUUAUUUAAACUUAACACUUCAAGUCAUUUGAAGCGAAUUUAGAUUGAUAAAUUUAAUUUUUGAUAAAGUUAAAGAAAAUUUCAAUAAUAAAAGACAAUUAAUAAUAAUAAUAAAUGAUAAUGAUAAAAACAAAAUAAAUAAUAAUAAUAAUAAAAUUAUAGGAAUAUAUAUUCGAGUUUCUAUUAUUGCUCAAUUGAUUUUUCUUAGCUCGUGAUAUCAAAUUCAGGUAAACAUCUUUUCCACUUCCAACUGUAAGAUAUAGAAAAAAAUAUUUGAACAACAAUCCAAAUGAUGAACGGUCAACUUCACAUACUACAACCACCAACCCCCGCGUCCACUUGCGACAACGACGACAGUAGCAACAAGAACCACAACAACAGCCCGGCAAUCAGUGGCAAUAGCAACAGCAGCUUCAGUCCAUCCCCUGACGCCAACUACUCUCGUCACACCACUGACGACAUCCUAUCGAAGACUCUCCAACAGCUAAAAUUCGUCGCUUCGAACGCUACUUCACCGGAUUCUGCCGAAACUCUGCGAAUGGACGCUGACCACAAAGAAGGCCAUCAGCGUGUGAAUGGUUUGGUGGUGAACUACAAUCAUCAAAAUCUUAAACAAUUGAACUUUCCAGUUAACAAUGCCUAUAACACUAACUCCAACAACAACAAAACUUCCAGCAACAUCAAUUCCAGCGACACCAACCUUCAAAAUGGCAGCAGUAGCAAAAGCAGCCACUACAUCGGUUACAACGACGACGAAGACAUAGAUUAUUCCAACUCCCUUCGCGUUCGAGAUGCCAUUAGCCCGAGCCCUCGAAAGCACGAAAUCAAGCGAGCCGAGAUUAAAUCGGAUUCCCUGGCCGAACUGACCAACUGUUACAAAGGCAUCCUAACAAGUGUGGGUGAGGAUAUCAAACGCCAGGGGCUCCUCAAAACCCCCGAAAGGGCCGCCAAGGCCAUGCUCUACUUCACGAAGGGGUACGACGAGAAGAUAUCAGAGGUAUUGAAUGACGCAAUCUUUCACGAGAACCAUGACGAGAUGGUCAUCGUGAAGGAUAUUGAAAUGUUCUCCAUGUGCGAGCACCACAUGGUACCCUUCUUCGGAAAGGUUUCCAUUGGCUAUCUUCCUAAUGGGAAAGUUAUCGGAUUAAGCAAACUGGCUAGGAUUGUUGAGGUAUUCAGUCGUCGCUUACAGCUUCAAGAGCGCCUAUCAAAGCAGAUAGCCCAUGCCCUGUUUGAAGCCAUCCAACCGACUGGUGUCGGAGUUAUCAUCGAAGCAACACACAUGUGCAUGGUGAUGCGUGGAGUUCAGAAGUUACAGAGCAAAACUGUCACCAGUACGAUGUUGGGGGUCUUUAGGGAGGACCCCAAGACCAGGGAGGAAUUCCUAACCCUUGUCAAAUCUACUUAAUGCAUAUACUAUAUACAUAAAUUCAUUCAUUCAUACAUGCAUGCAUGCAUGCAUACAUACAUACAUACAUACACAUACAUACAUACACACACACACACACGUACAUACCUACAUAUACACAUAUACAUAGAUACAUUCAUUUGUAGAUACAUGCAUGCAUGCAUAGAUACGUAGAUAGAUAAUCACAUACAUACAUUCAUUCCAAUAUAUAUAAUAAAAUAUAUACAAUCGUUUAUUCAUAUAUAUACAUGCAUUCAUACAUACAUACACACGCAUACAA
Messenger RNA from Helobdella robusta, 1884 nucleotides. RefSeq lists its product as hypothetical. Gene Ontology annotation, cellular component: cytoplasm. The transcript has 7 exons. Gene Ontology annotation, molecular function: GTP binding; zinc ion binding; GTP cyclohydrolase I activity. Gene Ontology annotation, biological process: tetrahydrobiopterin biosynthetic process; tetrahydrofolate biosynthetic process. The record is from RefSeq and is a predicted model, not a curated record. The coding region runs from base 486 to 1604 and encodes 372 amino acids. NCBI's taxonomy places the organism in Eukaryota, Metazoa, Annelida, Clitellata, Rhynchobdellida, Glossiphoniidae.